AUACAGGCCGCUCUUACACGGAAAUAACGACGAUUUGUUGGUGGUACACGAAAACGCCCUGGAACAUUGAGAUGAAUGCGAGAUUACCCGCACACGGUGACCGGUGCAUAUAGCCUAGCCAUAGAUAGUUGAAACUCCUGCUAUUUUCAAAGUAAGCGUCGUCAACAAGGGCUGGUAAAAAAAAAUUGCAGGAAAAUGUCUGCUGAUCCCUCCGUAAAGAAACUGUUGGAAGUUAUAAAGAAACCGGGGAACAAUGUUUGCGCUGACUGCGGCGAGAGAAUCGUUCGGGACGACAAAGAUGAAAAUCAAGCAUGUCAUGGGAAUAGAGCGAAUUGGUCAUCAUACAACCUGGGUGUGUUCUUGUGCGUGCCGUGCGCCUCGGUACAUCGCAAGCUGGGUGUCCACAUUAGCAAAGUGACAUCCGUUCAGUUGGACCGGUGGAAUGAGGACCAAGUUGAAUUUAUGGAAGUGAAUGGGAAUCUGAAGGCCAAGGAGAAGUAUGAAUUAGACGUACCCGUGAGUUACCGGAGACCGAUGUUACCCUCAGAUCCUGAGGUGGUCCGCGAGCAGUGGAUCCGUGGCAAGUAUGAGAGGCAGGAGUUCGUCAAUGUCAACCUGCAGAAGUACCGGACCAAAGAGAUGGAAGGGGUGAUGUGGAAGAAACUGAGGGACAAGCAGAACUUCAUGGAGCGCCGAUUCGUCCUCUCGGAGACCGAUUACACCCUCAAAUACUACAACAGAGCAGAUGCCAAGGAGCCUAAGGCUGUCAUUGAUUUAGGGAAACUGCACGUCGCCUUUUGUCCGGACAAGGUGGGCAAUCCCAAUGGAAUGCAGCUUUACUUUGAGCAGAAGGGCGGGGAAAUUCGUAACAUCUUCGUCUACACUGACACUGGAAAAGAGAUCAUUGACUGGUAUAACGCCAUCCGUCACAUGAAGUAUAACCGUCUGAUGGUGGCAUUUCCAGGUGGCCUGUGCCAGGAAGAGAUAACCAAGAUACUGAACAAAGGAGAUAUAAUUAAAGAAGGGUGGCUGCAUAAAACAGGUUCCAAAGGUAAUGAAGCCUUCCGGAAGCGUUGGGUGAUACUCACUCACAAGAGGAUUACAUACUACGAGACACCCCUGGAUGACGUUUGCAAGAAGUCGGUGGUGCUUGGUACCAACUUGAGUGAGUACAAGUGUAUUGAGGGCGUUCCCCCGGGCAAGCUAGAGCAGGGCUUCUCGUUCACCGUGAGAGUACCCGGCCGGGAUUUCUUCUUCUCGGCCGAGACGGGAACAGAGCGCAAGAAUUGGAUGACCGCCAUCAACAAGGAAAUAGGCGUAGUGAACGAGUAAUAGAGGAACAAAAACAUACAAACAAACAAAAAUCUCCAAGAUAUGUUAGACACUUGGACGCAGUUUCCAUGGAGUUCUGUUUUCCAAUAAUUAGAUGAAUAACAACUGUUUUUAAGUGUUGUCUUGAGUUUCUAUGUAUUUGCUCAGUUACCUCAACUGGGUUCAUGGUAGGAAAGAGUGAAUGGGUCAUUCAAAUGAGGUCACUUUCCCUGGUACCCACCCAGUAUUGGUACUCACUGCUUGAAUAGAAACAAGUGCAAGUGGAUAUAAACAGUAAAGAGAAGACUGAUGAGUGUAAAAAGGCCUGAUUUAAACGAAGGAAUGGAUCAUUAUAUUUUGAUAUGACCAAUGUAAAAAAAAAAACAA
Acanthaster planci (crown-of-thorns starfish) is the source of this 1698-nucleotide messenger RNA. RefSeq names its product arf-GAP with dual PH domain-containing protein 1-like. Gene Ontology annotation, molecular function: phosphatidylinositol bisphosphate binding; phosphatidylinositol-3,4,5-trisphosphate binding; GTPase activator activity. Gene Ontology annotation, biological process: positive regulation of GTPase activity. The record is from RefSeq and is a predicted model, not a curated record. NCBI's taxonomy places the organism in Eukaryota, Metazoa, Echinodermata, Asteroidea, Valvatida, Acanthasteridae. Gene Ontology annotation, cellular component: intracellular membrane-bounded organelle; plasma membrane; cytoplasm.